GGAGAGGAGGAGGUGGAGCGCACGUGGGCUCGUCCACAGCUGUUGUAGUGUAGUAGCCUGGGUUUGUCUGAGUGGAGGAGGGCUUAACUCUCUUUCACUCGCUCUACCCCUUCCUCUGUCUAUUACAGUACAUGCUCUUAUGUGCUUUAGCUGUGGCUAGUGCGCUCUCUCUCUCUCUCUCUCUCUCUCUCUCUCUCUCUCUCUCUCUCUCUCUCUCUCUCUGCUCGGCCUCUGGAACAAUGACAGUCGCUACUGCAGACACACACAAUAUGCCAGCGUUGCUGCUGCUACCACUGCUACUGCUGCACUAGGAUGGCCCUGACGUCUCAGCACUGAGCCUCAGAUAGAGAGAGUUCUAGAGACGACACACAUCCCUUCUUUACCUCCUCCUCUGCCUCCUCUCUUGGUGGGGAGAGAGGCUGUAACUGCAGCACGAGGCUGGCCCAGCUGACACUGGGACUAGGAGCAGUGACUGGCUGGCAGAGGCGCUCUGUGCUUGGGACAUUUUCUCAUUACCGUAUGUUCAUAGGGUUUAUUCCAUAUUGAUCCCAGACAUUCCCCACACAGGAGCUCUGGAACGUCUAGGAUGCUGUGACGGUGCUUUCCCUAGAGGUGAUGAUCAGGGAAGAGUGGAGAUGAACUGGAAGAAAGGAGGGAUGCUAUUUUUUGCCAGAGAUCUGUAAAUGCGGAGCUCUGUCGACGUGGGCUGGUGUGCUUUGUUUAUCGUGUGUAAAUUGUGGAGCGGGCCUGAAGGGCAUCAUAACUAAACUUUGUCCUUUCUGCACAUUGUAGAGCCAGCUUGACAGGUAGUAAUGGAGUCUGAGGAGACAGAGCUGAGAGAUUGUGAUGAGGCCUUUGAGUCAGAAGAGGGCGAUGUGGAGCCAUACCUGGAGGAGCCGGCGAGCAGCAGGGAGCUCCUAGAGAGGCUCAGGGAGCUGGAGGCUGAUAAUUCAGUCCUGGCCCUUGCGAAUGAGAGCCAGAGAGAGGCCUAUGAAAGGUGUCUGGAUGAGGUUGCCAACCACGUGGUACAGGCCCUUCUGAGUCAAAAGGACCUGCGGGAGGAGUGUAUUAAGUUGAAGAUGCGUGUGUUUGACCUGGAGAGACAGAACAGAACUCUGACUGAGCUCUUUGCGCAGAAACUACACCCCCAGGAUAGCUCUCUGCAACAGUUGCAGUUGGUGUCUGUCCCAGAGCACAGCACAGAGCCCCUGACCAUGGACAGUGACAAGCUGCUGGUGUCCCAGAGCCAAAGGGAGCUCAAGAGCAAUGGGGACCACACACAGAACGGAACAGCCGGCUUGGCACCGGCCCCUGCCACCUCCAUAGAGGCCCUGUCUCCGUUCUUCAAAAAGAAAGCACACAUCCUGGAAGUAUUGCGCAAGCUGGAGGAGUCGGACCCCCUCAAGUUCCACCCCUCCUCCUGCCUGUCCCCACAUCACGACCUGGGUCAGGCGCUGGUUUCCAUGGAAAGAGACCAGAUGUCCCUGAUGUCCUCUGUGGGGUUACCCUCUUCUCAGCGCCUGGUAGCACAUCCCUCGUCACACUGCCACUUCUCCAGCUCAGACUCGGACAUCCAUGAUUAUACCAACAGAGAAGGGGCUCUCCAGGAGGACCAUGCCCUGCACAGACAGCACCAGCACAGGGACUGCCAGUCCUGCCAAAUGCUCUCCCAGAAGAGUAGCCUGGACAGCCUGCUGAAGUGUGCCCAGGGCCACGGCACCGCACACCCGGGCAGAGUGGAGAGCCUCAACGGGCAGGCCUGGGCAGAGGACCAGGGGGCGUUGGCACAGAGCACAGGCCUUCCCCAGGCAGCAGCUCUCCCCCACCUCCUCUCUACUGGCAGCACAAGCCAGUGCUACAUGCACAAAACAGCAGUGCACUCUCUAGAGCAGCCUCCAGAACUUCUGUUUUUUUCUGAUCCAAUCUCCUCGCUAAUCCAAGCAAACCUCAACGGGAUGCUACGGAAGGAGACCAGGAACAUUCAAAGACACAAAGACAGGCAUCCGUUUGGCAAACCGCUGCUUCGGGCUGAGGUGCAACCCUCUCACAGUGAGGAUGUGAAGCACAUAAAUGCAGUCAUGGUAACGUCGCUGACCCAAAACGGGGACAGUCCGGAGGAGUGCUGCUACCUGGAAGAAGAGGCCGCAUCAGUGGCACCCAAUGUGAACAACAGCCUGCACACCCCUACCUCACAUACAGACCCUGUUGCCACGGAGACGGACCCAGGGUAUCAAGAGGAGCAGGAAGUGAGCGAGCAGGUCUGCAACGGGCUCUACUUCUCCAAUGAGACGGCUGUCUGCAAGAAGGUGGCGGUGGAGUUGUACUCUCCAGCCCCGGUUCCCGAGAGGACCAGCUCAGCUCAGGCCCUGCCUCCCUCUGGCAAGAGCAAGCUUGCAUUCAGCCCCACCUUUUCCUCUGGCCUGGGUGAAGUCAAGCCCUCCCCCAUUUCCUCCCCGUCCCGGCUGCUCAAGUUCCUGAAGAUCCCGACGGGGAUCAACCAGGCACAACCAGGCAACCCCCUCCGUCUAAGUCCCCAGCUCACCCGCAGCUCCAAGAUCCCCUGCAGGAAUAACAACAACUAUGAGGUGUACCACUCACCUGUCCUGACCCGCAAAGCCACCACCACGGAGAGGGAGAAGCAGCUGUCCUCAUCCCCCUACCCUGCCACGCACUCUGCCCCCACCUCGCCACCCAAGCCAGAGGACAGCACGGGCCCCUCUCCCACAGUCAAGGAGAUAGCUUUCAGCAGCCACUUUGCGCCCAAACCCAGCCACAAUACAAAGGCAGCCCCCUCCUCCUCUUCUCACACACAAAGGGGCUCUCAGAAGGUGGCCCACUACGAGAAAGUCUGCACGUCAGAUGGGACACCCCAGUACCUCCCUUACACCCAACCUGAGGGGCCUGUAGACAAGCAGCAGCAGGAGGAGAACCUCCUCAGCCAACCAUCUUCACAGCACCCUGACUCAUCCCCAGAACCAGAUGACCAGGACACUGACCAGGACACUGACCAGGACACUGACCAGGGCACUGACCAGGGCACUGACUCAGAAAGCCCCGUCUGGCACAAGCCCCACCAACACUUCAGCCUACCCUCCUCGUCCUCCGCCGCUGCUAGUAAAGCACACAGUAGUCGCCCCAGCUACUCCAGCAUGAGGGACAGGCACCAGGAGCACCGUGCAACUCUGGAGCCCAGUCAGCCAAUCUGUGAACCCCCCCAGCCAACCCAGUCUGCAGCCAGGCAAGGUGACCGGUCGCCUGGGUCUUCCACCCCCAAGAGGCUGGUGCAGGGAAAACCCCAGAGUGAGUCCAGUCACCACCCAUUCAAAGAGCGCCUGGCUGCUCUGGGGAAACUGAAGAGCACAGAGAACCUGCCAAUAGGCGCACAGUCCGUGGACAAGAAGAAUGCACAAAGUAACGUGGGUAAACCCCCCACCAACAAUAUUGAGAAAAGCAAGACUGCUGAAAGGCAAGGCGAGAGAACUGGGACAGAGCAGCACAGACAUCAGAAAUACACUGAUUCCCUGGAAGGGAAGCAAUACCCCAAAACCAGCCCCUGCAGUCACCCCAGGGUGCCAGGUCCAAUACAUGAAUCAGGCGCCAAAUCAUCAGCUACCCCAUCAUCCAUACCCAAGGGAGAGCAGGAGUCAUCAUUCUCUCCCCGGAUAUAUGUAGCGAAAGCAGAUGGUCCAAAGAUAAAGAUGGGCACAUUAUCCUCCAGUACAGAGACCCCUUCAGUGGUGAGGAGCUAUGGGAAGUGCCCCAUCACCCGGAGCCACCACAGUAAAACUGCCCCUAGCCCCCAAAACAGCCCCACUAAAGUUCCCUCAAAGUCCCCUUCAAAGGUCGGCCAGGCUUCCUCUUACCCCCGAGGGGUCAGGCCUGCUCAUGAGGACCGCGCCCUGGCUCAGAGACACCCGCCCAGGCUGGAGGACAAAAGCAAACUCCUGGCCAGCAAGAAGAAGACCUUUGUCCAUGCAGAGAGCUUCCCGCCUCCUCCUCCUCUGCCACCGCGGUCGUCUACUGAAACUAUCGUGAAAAACGACAAGAAGCAGUACUCGUCCGGCCCACCAGUGCCCCAGUCGGCCAUCGAGCAGAAAGUAAUGCGUGGCAUCGAGGAGAACAUGCUUAAGCUGCAGGAGCAGGACCGGGGCCAGUUGGUUGAGCCCAAGCAAAAGGCUUCCAACGGCAUCGCCAGCUGGUUCGGCCUGAGGAAGAGCAAGCUCCCCGCCCUCAGCCGUAAACCAGAAGUGUCCAAGCUCAAGAACAACAUGUCAUCCUCUCCUUCGUCGUCCUCUGCCUCCGGCGGAGGGGCUAAGGACUCUAAGUCAGGUGGGCCCCGGAAGGUGGUGGAGAGCCUGAACAUCUCCAUGCUGAUGGAGAAAGCAGAGGACCUGCGGAAGGCAUUGGAGGAGGAGCGGGCGUAUGUGAACGGGGUCGGGAUGGACCGCUCCGGCAGGGGCCACUCCUGUGAGGUGGUGAUGGACCAGGCCCAGGGCCAACUGUCACUCAUGUACAGAGGAGUGACCGCAGACAACUUCAUGCAGCAGCUCCUCAACAGUCCCUCGACGUCUUGUUCUGGAAACAGGGUGGAUGAGAGGGGAGCUAUACCUACCACCUUUGGAAUGGCACACAGACGCCUCUCCUUUGACUCGAAGAGGUCGCGGCCCAUCUUCGGUCACCAGAGGGAUGGGAUCAGCCACACAAAGAGCAGGGAUGAGAUGGACCAGGCUUCUGAUAUGAUUGGCAAGGAUGAGGUCACAUCAGACGAGAGCUUGGCAGAGUCCAUUAGUUCCCAGCACAUUACAGGUUCUGGUGCAUCCAUGCGUACCCUCGACAGUGGCAUCGGCACGUUCCCCAUGCCAGACUAUGCCAGUAACGCAGCAGGGAAGAGCAUCACUAAGGGGAAGCCACAGGGAGAGCAAGGGUUUUCAGGCUCCCAGGGGAAACAUGGGGCCAAGAUGAAAGUUCUGCGGAAGGCCCAUACGCUGGAGAGAGAGCUGUCAUCUCUGGAUGAGGUCAACCCAUCUAUCCUGUAUGGCUCAGGACUGGAGGGAAAAGGUCCCAACAUGCACCUGUCCAGCACCAUCCAUGAGGACAUUGAUGCCUACGGGGAUCAUAUGCAAAAUCCCCCAACCAAGAACUGGACCUUUCCCAACCUGAAAGUCUCUGCAGGAGUCAGUGAUGUUUACCUGGAUGUGCAGGGAGACCCGGGCAGCCAGAGGACCCCCUCCAGAAGGAGUUUGAAACAGUGUGUCCCCCAGGGCCCCCUGGCUGCUGACCCAGGCAGCCUCCCCCUGCCACCCCAGACGGGGCUCAGCCCACGGGGUAAGGGGAGGACGCCCAGCGCCCCAGAGGUGGGGAAGGACGGAGGGCUGGAGCUGGUGAAGGAGAGACCAGAAGAUAUCAUGUCCCCGAGAGAGACACCCGAAUCCCUCAGUGACUCCCUCUACGACAGCCUGUCCUCCUGUGGCAGCCAGGGCUGACAGGCCCAAGGACCCAUGGACAGAGAGGGGAGCAGAGAGAGAAACGGACCGACUGACACCCUUUAAACCCCUGCUAUGAGGCACACCCAUCCCUUCUUGUAGUGGUGGGGCCAGCCCCUGAGGCAGACCGAGUUGAAGUACCUCCUCCCUCUUCUACAUACACCUCUUUCUGCUGACCCUCUCUGUGUUACUGAGAUCUGGUUAAUACUGCUGGAAAACUCACCCUCAGGUUGACUGAUGUUCACAUACAUCAUUUGAGGAACUAGGCUGAGAAUUGGACACCGUUGUCCUCCAAGCAACAAGCAUCAUACGACAGACCAGCGCAACUCAAAUGUACACACAGACACAUAUAAAGUUGAAGUCGGAAGUUUACAUACACCUUAGCCAAAUACAUUUAAACUCAGUUUUUCACAAUUCCUGACAUUUAAUCCUAGUAAAAAUUCCCUAUCUUAGGUCAGUUAGGAUCAC
Molecule: messenger RNA, 5951 nt
Organism: Salmo salar (Atlantic salmon)
Lineage: Eukaryota; Metazoa; Chordata; Actinopteri; Salmoniformes; Salmonidae
Product: nck-associated protein 5-like
Biological process (GO): microtubule bundle formation; microtubule depolymerization
Cellular component (GO): microtubule plus-end
Source: RefSeq, a predicted model, not a curated record